Rodentolepis nana is the source of this 948-nucleotide messenger RNA. NCBI's taxonomy places the organism in Eukaryota, Metazoa, Platyhelminthes, Cestoda, Cyclophyllidea, Hymenolepididae. The record is from the annotation of a GenBank genome assembly.
AUGGAUGAGGUCGGUGGUUGCCCAUAUUGUCAUCGGACUUUCAGGGAUAGCUCUGAACUUUGGGAUCAUAUUAAUAACUUAACUUGUGAAAGCGGGCCUUUACCUUCUCCCGCUGCACUAAACGAUGUACCAAGUCUUCCACCAAGUCCUCCACCUCGUUCUUCCGAUUCUACUAUUUCGCAACCCGAAAAGAGAGCUGCAGACUACAAUUUAGUACCUGAAAGAAUGAGUGCCACUGUUCCCUCUAGUGAAUUUCACAAUGGAGACAAUCUUUCUUUCGACAUGAAUGCGAUAAGAACCAACUUGCCUUCUGUUUCGCGAUUACCACAAUCUGGAAGUCAGUCAACAAAACCUGUAACGAGUGAAUUACUAAAUAAAAAUUUGUUUUCCAAAAAGGAGUUUCCUACGUUAGAAUCAAAGGUAUCAUCAGAAUUUUCUCAGCCGCCUAAAUGGAAAUGUACAUUAUGCGAUGUCGAAUUCGCACAGAAACAGGCUAUGAUAGCUCAUGUUCGAAGUGCUGAGCACGAAGCCAGAAUUUCAUCAAACGCCACAUCCGCAGGUGAUUGUUCUCAGUCUCUCGCUCAACCUAAACCACCUAUUCCCGUUAUUCACACUAAUGAUGCCAACGCCACCAAUAUGGCCAACACUUGCAGUAAAGAAGGUGAUCUUGUUCUUUUAAUUCGUCAAAUAGUUAGAGAGGAGCUGCGUUCGAUUUUUCAACCAUAUUUUGAUGGUGGCAAAAAGCCUAACCAUUCACCACCGUUACCCUCAAAUAAUAUGCAAACGGAAAAUUACGACACCAAAUUCAUACAAAUUAAUGGACAAUUUAUCCGUUGUGAAGCUUGCAAUUGUUCUGUAUCGUCGUUAGCCAACCUCUCCCCUCAUGUCGCAGGAAAGAGACACAGGAUUUCUGUUGCCAAACUGACUGCCCUCGGCUCACAUCCUUGA